Pseudomassariella vexata is the source of this 465-nucleotide messenger RNA. RefSeq lists its product as uncharacterized. NCBI's taxonomy places the organism in Eukaryota, Fungi, Ascomycota, Sordariomycetes, Amphisphaeriales, Pseudomassariaceae. The record is from RefSeq and is a predicted model, not a curated record. Bases 91 to 363 code for a protein of 90 amino acids. The transcript has a single exon.
GUUGCUCGUGUGUUUGAAUCUAUCACUGACAAAUCCAGCCUAUUCUAGAUCAGGCCGAGCCUAUCGUCAAUCUCGGAGAACAUCUUCGAAAUGUCAACUCUCGCGACUUUUUCAGGCGCUCUGAAUCUGUCACUGAUCAUCUUAUUUGACAUCACCACCGUCAAGCCUUUCCACUUUGCUGUGGGAUACAUAUUCCUGACUAGAAGGACUGAGACUACAAAUAUGCGGGUUCUGUUCUUUCCACAACUUAAGCGCUAUCAGCACUUCAUUGUGGCAGCUUAUCAUACAGUUAUGAAGCAGGCAAUUUGGGAUUCAGUGACUCUGACCUGCUCACGAGUGAAGCACCCAAUGGUAUGUCCAUAAUUUUGGAGUUUGAUGACCAGAACGCGUUUCACAGUACCAUCACUUCCAAAAAGAAGCUCACAGCGGCCUGCGUUCACCAACUGGUAAACUUGUUGAUCAUCC